CCCUGCAUCAGCCUUCCCCAUCGCCCCCACCCCUGGCCCCUCAGCAGAGCAGACGGUGGGGCUGGUCUACAACCAGGACACGGCUCAGUGGGAGUGUGUACCGGCAGCCGGCCGCCCAGCAGGGUGCCCCCCCCGGAGGCCUUAAGCCAAGAGAUGCCUGUGGACCCCCCCGACGAGGACUCACUCAAGAGACGUCUGUUGGAAUCUUCUCUGUUAUCCUUAUCUCGCUACGACAUGUCGGGAUCCAGAGACCACCCCAUCUACCCUGAUCCUGCCAGGCUCUCUCCCGCUGCGUACUACGCCCAGAGGAUGAUCCAGUAUCUGUCGAGGAGGGACAGCAUCCGCCAGCGCUCGCUGCGCUACCAGCAGAACCGCCUGAGGGCCAUGUCCUCCUCCGACUCCCCCAACCCCCCCAGCGCCAUGGACAACAGCGACGUGGACUUCGAGGAGCUCGAUGACACCGGAGAGAGAGCUCGGCACAGACUCUCGAAACGCCGCCGGAUGUCGGCGCCGUCUCUGGGUCGCUUCGUCCGCAGGCGCUUCCUCCUCCUGAGUACCUGCCCUACCGGGAUCUUCCACGAGAGAGGACAGCCCGGCCUGGCCACACACUCCUCCGUCACAGAGUUUGUGUUUCCAGGUGCGUCGAUCGGGGACGGCCAGUCUGCGGUAGCCAGCAACAUCGCUAACACCACCUACCGUCUGCAGUGGUGGGACUUCACCAAAUUCGACCUGCCGGAGAUCAGCAACGCCUCGGUGAACGUCCUGGUGCCAAACUGUAAAAUCUACAACGACGCGAGCUGCGACAUCUCUGCCGACGGUCAACUGCUGGCCGUCUUUAUUCCCAGCAGCCAGCGGGGUUUCCCUGACGAAGGAAUCCUCGCCAUCUACUCUCUGGCUCCUCACAACCUGGGAGAGAUGCUCUACACCAAGAGAUUCGGUCCCAACGCCAUCUCCGUGUCCCUGUCCCCGAUGGGCUGCUAUGUGAUGGUGGGCCUGGCCUCCCGCAGGAUCCUGCUGCACCCCACCACCGACCACAUGGUGGCGCAAGUAUUCCGCCUGCAGCAGCCCCACGGGGGGGAGACCUCCAUCCGGAUGGUGUUCAACGUGGUGUACCCCAUGGCUCCGGACCAGCGGCGCCACGUUAGCAUCAACUCUGCUCGCUGGCUGCCGGACCCCGGGAUGGGUCUGGCCUAUGGGACCAACAAGGGGGACCUGGUGAUCUGCAGGCCUGUGUUCUACCGGAGUGACGGUGAGAGCCCCGCGGAGUCGAGCAGCGAGCCGUUAUUCUCCGUGAACAACAGCGGGACGAGCCGGACCCGAGGGACUGAGAGGCCGGGUCCGCACCGCUCCGGCUGGAGACUGGACAGGGACAUGGGUCUGAUGAACGCCAUUGGUCUACAGCCGCGACACCCCGCCCCCUCUGUGACAUCACAGGGAACCCAGACGCCAAUCAUCCAGCUGCAGAACGCCGAGACGCAGACAGAGAGAGAGCUGUCGGACGCCCCCCCCCCCACAGCCAGUGUUCCUCCCGAGACUCCCUCCACCAGCGCAGCAGCCUCAGGGCCGGAGGAGGCUCCGAGCGGAGGAGCAGCCGAGAACAACACCUCCGACUCCUCAGACUCCCCCGGGGAGGACGCUCUGGCUCGGAUCCGGCGCCUGAUCGCUGAGGGCGGGAUGACGGCCGUGGUGCAGCGCGAGCAGAGCACCACCAUGGCCUCCAUGGGGGGGUUCGGGAACAACAUCAUCGUGAGCCACCGCAUCCACAGAGGCUCCCAGACCGGGGCCAACAGGGGGCUGAGCGGCCAAUCACUGAGCGGCCAAUCCCUGAGCGGCCAAUCACUGAGCGGCACAUCUGCAACCGGCCAAUCCCUGACUGGCACCUCUGCAACCGGCCAAUCCCUGACCUCCACCUCUCUAGUGGACAUUGACGACGUUUUUGAGGGAGGGAGGACGAAUGAAGACUCUCUGCCAGGGCCCUCCUCCUCCUCCUCCUCCUCUUCUUCAUCUUCCUCCUCCAUGCUGCUGUCCUCCCCUCCCCCAUCCUCCUCCUCCUCUCACAGCGGAGGGUGCGGGGCCUCCAGUGGUUACCCAGGCGACCCGUACAGCAGGUAGUGCUCUGAUUGGCCGAGAGCAACCGAGCGACGGCCGCUAGCAGAGAGCUCCUCAAAGCCUUAUCUUAUCUCCCCCAAUACUGAACUCUGAGUGGCAUCGAGAGGUUAAGCCCCGCCCCCAUGUGGAGGACCACCAUGGAACUUUCCGGAUUAAUUGACGGUAGAUAACGGUGCAUUUGAACACCGUAUCAUACGAUCAUGAAAACACUUUUACCGUCAAUAACAACGAAAUGAAAAAGCAUCAGGUUUCUGAAAAAGCAUCAGGUUUCAGAAACAAACGUAGAAACAAUAACGUGUAAUUCGUGGCUUAGUUACAAUAAAGACAUGACUCUCUUUGCCCGUUAUCUACCGUGCAUAUUUUCUCCGGUACUGAUCUCUCAUUGGUGCAGGGGGGCAGGAAGGGGCGGGGCUUCCGUGUGGGCGUCACUUCCUCUGCACUUAUAAACUGGACUGAAGCUGAACCGCGAUCAUUCCUCGUCAGAAAGGGCUGUUAAUCGAACAGUUAGCGCUGCCGCCACGACUCUGUUAGCAUCAUGGGGGGGGGGGGCUUUAUCAAAGUGCCAUGUCUGCAGGUGGGGGGGGGCUCUACACACACAUUUACUCCAACGUGCUGCAUUAAGGUGCCAUGUGAUGUUGAAAUUUGAUGUGAAAUAGUGCGUGAUUGAAGUGUUAAAGGUGAAUUCAGCACUACUUUAUCUGAAGCCUGUUUUUGUACCAUGUGUAAUUAUUAUGAUGUUUGAAAAGAAGAAAAAUGGAGGCUGCACGCGUCUGAGGGCCGGACUCUGCAUCCUGAACCAUGACUCAGCAUCAUAACUGAACCAUGACUCAGCAAAAAUAACUGAACCAUGACUCAGCAAAAAAUAACUGAAACAUGACUCAGCAACAUAACUGAAACAUGACUCAGCUAAAUAACUGAAACAUGCCUCAGCAAAAAUAACUGAAACAUGACUCAGCUAAAUAACUGAAACAUGCCUCAGCAAAAAUAACUGAAACAUGACUCAGCAAAAAAUAACUGAAACAUGACUCAGCAACAUAACUGAAACAUGACUCAGCUAAAUAACUGAAACAUGACUCAGCUAAAUAACUGAAACAUGCCUCAGCAAAAAUAACUGAAACAUGACUCAGCAAAAAAUAACUGAAACAUGACUCAGCAAAAUAACUGAAACAUGACUCAGCAAAAUAACUGAAACAUGACUCAGCAA
This is a messenger RNA of Trematomus bernacchii (emerald rockcod), 3313 nucleotides long. Its product is annotated as activating molecule in BECN1-regulated autophagy protein 1-like. Gene Ontology annotation, biological process: autophagy. Gene Ontology annotation, cellular component: intracellular membrane-bounded organelle. Lineage: Eukaryota; Metazoa; Chordata; Actinopteri; Perciformes; Nototheniidae. The record is from RefSeq and is a predicted model, not a curated record.